Molecule: messenger RNA, 600 nt
Organism: Adineta ricciae
Lineage: Eukaryota; Metazoa; Rotifera; Eurotatoria; Adinetida; Adinetidae
Source: the annotation of a GenBank genome assembly
AUGACAGAUACAAAACCGAAUGUUAUAUUCGUCAUCGGCGCGCCCGGAUCUGGUAAAGGUACACAAUGUAAACGAAUUGUCAAAAACUUUGAUUACGUUCAUCUAUCAGUUGGUGAUCUUCUCCGAAAAGAAGCCGAGAAAUCUGAUACCAAUUUGGGCAAACAACUGCUAGAUCACAUGAAAAAUGGUUCUCUCGCUUCGACAGAACUUGUUUGCAAAUUAUUGGAUGAAACAAUGAAGAAGGAAAACAAAAGAAACUAUCUAAUUGAUGGAUUUCCAAGGGAUAAGCAGAACGUGGAUGGAUGGGACAAGGCAAUGAAUGAUAAAAUAAAUCUUCAGUGUGUGUUAGUUUUUGAUUGUGAUGAAAAGGUACGAAGAAAAAAUACUAGUACCACUCGAUGUCUCGAACGUGGUAAGAGCAGCGGACGGGCAGAUGACAAUGAAGAAAGUUUGAAAAAACGCCUAGUCACCUACAAUGAAUCGACUCGGCCAAUAAUUGAAUUGUAUGAAAAAGAAAAUUUAGCCCAUAAGAUUGAUGCUUCGAAAGAUGUCGAUCAGAUCUUUGAAGAUGUUCAAAACAUAAUGAAGAAUCUCAAAUGA